Messenger RNA from Amaranthus tricolor (Joseph's coat), 5285 nucleotides. RefSeq lists its product as uncharacterized. The record is from RefSeq and is a predicted model, not a curated record. Lineage: Eukaryota; Viridiplantae; Streptophyta; Magnoliopsida; Caryophyllales; Amaranthaceae. The transcript is spliced from 5 exons. The coding region runs from base 2979 to 5285 and encodes 768 amino acids.
GGAUGAUGAUGGAUACAUCUGCAUCAUCGUCAGGAGGAGAGUCAGCGGAAGCAUCUAACCAACCACAUGAUGAUGACGAAGACGAAUAGGAUCAAUCCGACAACGAUAAAUCAACAUUCAACAACUAUAAAUAAAAGUAAAUAUUUCAAUAACGAUGACAACUUGACAUGCAAUGAAUUUCGCUAAUAAUCAAGUAAUCAUCAAAGUUGUUUCGGUGAUGAAACGAGGAAGUGCAAAAGACACUUACAAUACUGUGAAUGGAAGCGUUGUCUGGAACGGCUACUCGUGGAAGGAAGCGGCUUGGAUUCCUACAACACAACACGUUAGCCUUGUCCGGGGGGUGAUCUCCCGGAAUACCCCUCCGACGCUCAAGUCAGAACGUAGAUCAAAGAUUAUUGAAUAAUAGAUUGUAAAGAAUGCGGUAAAUGAUAUCGAGAUUAAGAUUGUAAGUGUUUGGGUAGGUUAAUGAAGCAGUGGGAGUAAGGAUACUAGUAAGGUUAUUUUUUCCAGAUUCUCCUCCUUCCUUGAUGGUAGCCCCUAUUUAUAAUGGUGAUGAAGGGAAGUUGUAUCUGAGAAGAAGUGAACUAUCAUGGGAGUAGUGGGAGUAAUGGGAGGUGGACUGGUCAUGGGAAGAAUGGACAGUUAUUCAUCUUGAAACAAGGAGAGCCAUACAUUGUGGGAAAGUGGGGAGUUAGGGUUUUUUAGAGGUAACUGGCCCAUGGGCCAUUCAAGGAAAAUGGUAAUUCCAAAAAAAGCUCAUUGACCGAAAGUCAAGGUCAACUGAAAAGGUCAAAGGGUAUUUUAGUAAUAUGAUGCUAAUUAUUAAAUAAACAAAUUAAUUGAAUAAACAGUACCAUGACAUUUAGCCCCACGUAUGAAGGAUGAUGUGAGGGGAGAGCCCCAACAACCGGAAACAUCUUCCUUUAUGCGGAAAAACACGUGCCCGUCGGAGUUGAUUUAGUGAUGGAACACGAUCGUAGAGAACAUUCGAAAGCCCCAUGCGGAUGAACACAUAUCCAAUCUGGCGAAUCUUCUAACGGCUCGUGAAAAUUGAGCUUGUAAGCUCUGAAUCGACUGUUCAUAUGUCAAGUUCUGAGUUGUGACGAAGAAGAUACGACCUUUUCAAAAUAAUCGUGUAAAAAACGAACAAAGCCGCGGCUUGUAACGUGCCGCGGAGUAGCCCCAGGCGUAUUAUACCGCAGCAGCAAAAUCGUAAAUGCGAGGGCUUGAUUCCACGACGUCCCAUACAACGUGCUGCAUACUUAGAAUAUUUUUCAAGUUUUGACCCACAAAGGGGGGUCCGACUUAUCGACUUAGCGACCAACACAAAAUCUUCCUGACAUCCCGACAUAUUUCGUACGUAGAACCGCGGCCUAUAACAUGCCGUAGGAUAAUUGGAGUCCCGAUCCUGGCUCCCGCUUCAUUGAUGCUACGGAAAUUCCCUAUACUUCUCUGUUGAGCUGAGAUUACGGGAAACUAACAAGGGCAUGAUUAUUUCUCGGAGAACAUCCGCGCCUUUGGCUUAACCAUGACGCGAACUAAGAGUCCGCGUCUUCAAUUCACACGUUCAUCAUGAAAAUUCUCCCAUACUUAGAAUUUUUCAAAAAUGGUAAAGGGUACCAGAGGAUCCGACUUUUUGAUCAUACGGUAAUAUUUCACACUUGGAAUAUUUUGGAAAUGAUAAGGACCACCUGGGGGUCUGACUUAUGGACCAUACGGACAAACUCGACAUUGCGGAAAAGUAAAAAUGUUCCCAAUACCUAGUCAUGGCAAGCCCCUUGUUCUUCCAUGAUACGGAAUGAGCACCGUAUUCCGUGUCUUCAAUCGCACGGACAUACAAGAGAUCUUCUAUACUUAGAAUUUUUCACCUGGACUAGGGCCAUCUAUGGGUCCGACUUGUCGACUUCACGGAAGAACAUACACCUUGUUCUUCUAUGACGCGAAAUCAGUACGAAGGCCCGUGUCUUUGAUCGUACGGAAGUAUGGGAAUUCACUUGUACUUAGAAUUUUUACACCAUUGACUGAAUGUACCAGUGAGUCCGACUUAUCGAUCCUACGGACUUCCUUUGCACUUGUUUCAUUCAUGCUUUACUCAGGCGGCGGUUUAGAGCGAAGGUGACGCGGCAUAACAUCCGCCUUAUCGAUAAGUCGGACGGUUAAAUGUGCAAUUUUUCAUACUUAAGAGUAAUUUUCGUUUCUAGGGGUGCAGUUCAGGGUCCGACUUGUUGACUUCCUGGACACGUUUAAGCGCUAAAAGACUUAGAAUAAUUUUUCAUAUUCUCCCUCUCCCUGGGGGUCCGACUUAUGGACCUGACGACUGUAUGAGAGUUUGGUAACUGGUUACUUAGAGAAUUUUAUGAGGUUACACCUCUCAUUAGGGGUUCGACUUUUCGACCUCCCAUCUAUAGUUAAGGACUGAUACUUAGAAAGAUUUUGCAACAUGUCCCUUUUAUUGAGGGUCCGACUAGUAGACCUCACGGAUAUUGCUAAAACACUUAGAAAAGAUCUUUGAUGACUUCCCCUAACUGGGAGACCGACUUAUCGACUUCCCAGCUUUCGUUUUGGGAUUCCAUUUGUGUUUAAUGAGGGUUCAAGUCCCAAGUAAGGCAUUUAUUGCUGCAAUAAAUAGGGUGGUUGGAACAGUUCCUCUCAUCUAAUCUUCAUUAACUCCCUCAAAUCUUCAAAUCGCUAGAAAGAGAAAGUAGAGAGAGACGCUCUGACAAUCUUCAUCCCUCCUUCAAACUUCUGACAAAUUCUCGAAGAUCUUCAAGGUUUCUGACAGAUCUUCAUCAAGUUUCUGACAAAUCUUCAAAUUCUCUUCAAGGUAUUCAAACUUUUCCUCAGAUUUUCAAAUUUCUUCAAGUUAUUCUUCAAACUGUUCUUCAUGUUCUUGAAUGUUUAAAGGUUUUGAAUUAGUUUUAUGAAAUUGUCCAUUAUUCUUUACAAGUUUCGCCUACUAUUUUACGAAUAUUAUUAAUAUGGAUGUCGCGGCUACUCAUGAUACAUUAGCUAACUUGGACAUUAACAUUGCUAACCCGACGGAAAUUCCCUUGGUAGUAUGUAGACGCUUUAAUAAAGAGGGGUUGCUAAUGAAUGAUUCGGACGAUAAUAGUUCGGUGAGAAUAACCCCUCAUUGUGAAUCAAUAAAGGCCGGGGAUGAGUCGUCUGUCUCCCCUGUGUAUACGCCGGAGAAAAUGAAAAUUGCUCCUUGGGAAGUGAGCAUUGCUUUCCCGAACUUGCCGCGAAUAAAUCCUGACCUGGAUGGGUUAUUGUAUGUAGAUAUGGAAAACGUUGAAGUAUCAACCGAGUCAUCAGGAAGGGAAAGCGCGGCGCCGGUCCCUCCUCCAUUUUACAUUCCAAACGGCGGGCCCCUUAAUUACUUCAUAGAUUUACAAACCAAAAGGGAUUUGGAAAGUCGACGGGAAGCCAUUUCUCAGAAGUGGGGUUUAAAAGAAGACAUCAACAUUAUUACACCGGGGAAUUAUGAUACUGUUAGAUUUCCCCCUCCAUACUGUAUAGCCGUAUAUUUUCCUUCAUUCGAAUUAGGACUUAGAUUUUCUCUCCACCCUUUUUUCCGAGAGGUGCUGGAUUUUUUGAACCUUUUUGUGCCCGAGUUAUACCCCAACGCUUGGGGUUGUAUGGUGGCAUUUUUGAUUCUUUGUAAAGUUUUGGCCGUGCCACCGACGCUCACAGCAUUUAGGUAUAUAUUUAGAGCCCGAUUAUGUAAUUCCCAAUUACAUGGCUGUGGUUGGAUAACCUUUACCCAUCGUCGUGGAUUGAAGAUAGUCCACGACCUCCCCGACAACCAGAAGGGAUAUAGGACCAAGUUUGCCUAUUUGUACAACUCAAGGGGAUGGAACAUCAAGACAUCCUUCGACAUCAAACCCAACCUUUCGGGUUUCAAUAAUGGGAUCCCGCAAUGUUCCUUUGACGACGCGGUGAUCAUAGAAUACGCGAAGAUGGACGUUCAGUUGGGGAGGAAACCUAUGAACGUCCAACUCAACUGGAUACCAGGUCGUCCCGAGUUGGAGAAUGAGAACCUCCUCUCGGCAUUCGGCAUUAGCUUGGCUAUCGAUCCGAGUAAGAGCCGUCGGAUUCCUUUCUCCCUUUUUAUAGUAUUUUACUUAUUUCUAACUCUUGAUUUUUCAGGGGUAUCCAAGGAAAAUUUAAGAGCAAAGAAUCCGGACCUGAUGAAGAAAUUCAGCGUCAUGCGAUUUGCUCAGGGAGCUAAUCAAAGGGCCGCGGAAAAGCCUCUCCCUCUUCCGCCUAAGGAUUCGGCCACUGUAGAGAAGGGCCUUGAUGAUGUGCACAGCCAGCAGGAGGCUCUCCGUCUCUUCGAGGAGAGGAAAAGAAUUCAUAUUCCCGAUGAGUCUGAGAGGGCGAUCCCUCAGACGAGGGAUGCGAAGAAAAAGAGUGGGAAGGAGAGGAAGAGGAAGAGAGACUCUUCUUCCCACGGGGAGAGCACGGCCAAGAGGGCCUCCGGAGACACCAUUCAUACGGCGGUACCUCUCCGGAUGAGGCCAUCUGUAGAAGAAGCGUCCUCUCCCCAGGCUGCUUCUGUGCCCAUUUCUGACAAGGACAAGGAGAAAGUAGGGGAGUCUUCCGCGGCUCCGGAUUCACAAUUUGCGGAGGUGUAUCGUCGUCGGGAAGUUCCACCCUUCCGACAUGAGACGCCCUUCACGAAGUUGGGGCAUAAGGGCCUGAUCGUUCGUUUCAACAGGGCGACGUCCAACCUGGUCAGCAAGGUGGAUGUCGACCUUCUAGAGUCCAUGUCCCUCCGCGAUAGAGUGCGUCGGGCGCAGGCUUCCGCGGCAGAGGCCUUUGUAAGGUUGGCUUUUGAGCUCAAUGUUAGCCGCCAAAGUGCCGCGGAUCAAGAGACCUUGGCCUCCCUUACCUCCCGCUGCGAAGAGCUGAACGGAGAACUGUUGAAGUUGCGGGAGGAUUUGCCGGGCUUAAAGGAGAAAUUGGCCAAGUGUUCUGAGCUGAAAGAACGCUUGGUCCAGACUGAGCAAUGGCGGGAAAAGGCGAGAAAGCAGCUGGAGGAGACCGUCGGGAACUUGGAUGCUGCUUCCAGCAAGUCGGCGACCCUCGGCCAUGAGAUCGGCCGCCUGAUGGAUAUUCAUGCCAUGCUGGUUCAUCAAAAUCAGCGUCUAAUGCAGCAGGUGGCGGCUGAUUCCGCCAAUUUCAAGAUGGUACUAUCCGCGGCUAAAGUGUAUAAACUUUGCUUGGGAAGGAAAGCCCGGAUAGCUCGAGACUGGCUGACUUCGGAUGAGCCGGAGGCGUGA